AGCUUGAAUCGCUCCGCCGCUUCCCUGCCGGGAUACGGAGCUCUUCACGGGAUGGAUCUCACCGCAGCUGCACGGGGCGAAGGGGGAACGGCUCAGCGCGGGACCCGGACUCACCUGUAGCGCGCGCGCGGGGAACCCGACACCCGGACCGGCUUCACGAGCCCGCUCCUCGCGCGGCGGCGGCGGGCGGCGACCCCGGAGCGAGCGGUUUCCCCCGUCUUCUCCCGUUAGCUCGUUAGCUUAGCAUCAGGCCCGUGUGAACUUCACCAGGUCCGCCGGAGAGGACCAUGGUCUAGGAGCGCGGAGGUCACCUCCUCCUCCUCCUCCUCCUCUUCAUCAUGAACUACCAGCAGCACCUCGCCAACUCGGCCGCCAUCCGAGCCGAGAUCCAGAGGUUCGAGUCCGUGCACCCCAACAUCUACUCCAUCUACGAGCUGCUGGAGCGGGUGGAGGAGCCGCUGCUGCAGAACCAGAUCCGGGAGCACGUCAUCGCCAUCGAAGAUGCGUUCGUGAACAGUCAGGAGUGGACGCUGAGCCGCACGGUGCCAGAGCUCAAAGUGGGCAUUGUGGGUAAUCUGGCCAGCGGUAAAUCGGCGCUCGUCCACAGAUAUCUGACGGGGACGUACGUCCAGGAGGAGUCGCCUGAAGCUGACGUGGACGCAGGCGGUCGCUUCAAGAAGGAGAUCGUGGUGGACGGUCAGAGUCACCUGCUGCUCAUCAGAGAUGAAGGAGGCCCCCCAGAGGCCCAGUUCUCCUUGUGGGUGGAUGCCGUGAUCUUCGUGUUCAGCCUGGAGGAUGAGAUCAGCUUCCAGACCGUGUAUCAUUACUUCAGCCGCCUGGCGAGCUUCAGGAACUCAGGAGAGCUCCCACUGGUGCUGGUGGGGACCCAAGACGCCAUCAGCUCGGCCAACCCGCGGGUCAUCGACGACGGAAGAGCCCGGAAGCUCUCCAACGACCUGAAGCGCUGCACGUACUACGAGACCUGCGCCACCUACGGGCUGAACGUGGAGCGCGUGUUCCAGGACGUGGCCCAGAAGGUGGUGGCGAGCAGGAAGAAGCAGCAGCUCUCCAUCGGGCCGUGCAAGUCGCUGCCCAACUCCCCGAGCCACUCGGCGGUCGCCGCGCCGCCGCCCGCCGCCGCCGCCGCCGCCGUCAGCCAGACCAGCAACGGCGGCGGCGGCCUGAGCGACUACUCGUCGUCCGUUCCGUCCACGCCGAGCACCAGUCAGAAGGAGCUGCGCAUCGACGUGCCGCCGGGCGCCAACACGCCCACGCCCGUCAGGAAGCAGUCCAAGCGCCGCUCCAACCUCUUCACAUCCAGGAAGGCCAGCGAGCCGGACAAGAAAGGCCUGGAGGCUCGAGCCGACAGCAUCGGCAGCGGGAGAGCCAUCCCCAUCAAACAGGGGAUGCUGCUGAAGCGAAGCGGGAAGACGCUGAACAAGGAGUGGAAGAAGAAGUACGUCACGCUGUGUGACAACGGACUGCUCACCUACCACCCCAGCCUGCAUGACUACAUGCAGAACGUCCACGGCAAGGAGAUCGACCUGCUGCGGACCACGGUCAAGGUGCCGGGCAAGAGGCCGCCACGCGCCGUGUCCGCCGGCGCCGCCGGCCCGAGCCCCAAAACCAACGGCCUGGCCAAGGACCUGAGCGGCCUGCAGCUGGGCCAGCAGGCGGCAGGUCAGGUGACCAGCAGCACGUCGGCGUCCCAGAUGGCGAGCGGCAUCAGCCUGGUGUCGUUCGGCCGCGGCCUGGAGGGGAUGCACCAGCGCUCGUACUCCGUCUCCAGCGCCGACCAGUGGACCGACGCCACCGUCAUCGCCAACUCCGGCGUCGGCACCGAUCCCGGUCUGGGGGACCCGGCCUCCAGCACCACGAGCCCCAAGAUGGAGCCGCCGCCCUCGCCGCACGCCAACCGCAAGAAGCACCGGAGGAAGAAGAGCACGAGCACCUUCAGGGCCGACGGGCCGGCCGGCCCCGAAGAGCAAGAGGAGAACUUUGAGUUCACCAUCGUGUCCCUGACGGGUCAGACGUGGCACUUCGAGGCCACGUCGUACGAGGAGCGCGACGCCUGGGUCCAGGUGGUCGAGAGCCAGAUCCUGGCCAGCCUGCAGUCCUGCGAGAGCAGCAAGCACAAGUCCCGCCUGCCCAGCCAGACCGAGGCCCUGGCCCUGCAGGCCAUCAGGGGGGUCCGGGGCAACGGCCGCUGUGCCGACUGCGGCGCUCAGAACCCCAACUGGGCCAGCCUCAACCUGGGGGCCCUGAUCUGCAUCGAGUGCUCGGGGAUCCACAGGAACCUGGGCACCCACCUGUCCCGGGUCCGGUCCCUGGACCUGGACGAGUGGCCCCUGGAGCUCCUCAAGGUGAUGUCGGCCAUCGGCAACGAGCUCGCCAACAGCGUGUGGGAGGCCAACGCCCAGGGGCGCCUGAAGCCGGCGCCGGACGCCAGCAGGGAGGAGCGCGAGCGUUGGAUCCGGGCCAAGUACGAGCAGCGCGUGUUCGUGGCGCCGCUGCCGGCCGGCGCCGAGCUGUCCCUGGGCCAGCAGCUGCUGCGGGCGGCGGCGGAGGAGGACCUGCGCUCCGUGGUGCUGCUGCUUGCUCACGGGUCGAGGCAGCAGGUCAACGAGACGUGCGGCGACGGAGACGGACGCAACGCGCUGCACCUCGCCGGACGCAAGGGCAACGUGGUCGUCACGCAGCUGCUCAUCUGGUACGGCGUGGACCUGAUGGCGAGGGACGCCCACGGGAACAGCGCCAUGGCGUACGCGCGGCAGGCCGGCAGCCAGGAGUGCGUGGACACGCUGGCUCAGUACGGCUGCCCCGACGAGCGCUCGCCGCUCAUGGCCACGCCCAACCUGCCGCGCCGCAACAACCGCAGCAACAGCGCCGCGCUCAUGUGAGCCGCGCCGGACCUUUAUUUUGGAGGAACCGCUUCCUGCCGUCAGACCGACUGCGAGCCCCGAGGCAUGCUGGGAGACGCGGUCCACGAGCGGACGGCUCACUUUGGGAAAACGAUCACGUGACCUCUGACGACGACCUCAUGUUUAAUUUAACUCCCUACCAAUCAUAUCGUCUCCUCGGAGAACACUGUCCUCGUCGUCUUCAUCUUCAUCGUGCAGGAUGAGUUUCACCUCAUAUUUUUUAUUUCAUGAAUUCUGUGAACUUUGUGUGUUUUAAGAGGAAGAGGAAGCGAGCAGAGUGAGAGGUCGCAUGUCCAAUAGACGCUCUUUGCCUGACCAGCCAUCUGGUUUCUCUCUGGGUUUGAAGUCCGUGUGAGGUUCAGGGACCGCCCUCUUUCCUCAUGUGUUUGUGUUUUUUUAUUCCAUAACAUAUUAAAUCAUCACGUCACCAGAGGAAGAGGAAGAUGAGUGGAUGUAAAUAUUAACUGCGAGUUAAGACGGAAGGUGGCGUUCAGGGCCUUCAGGAAUCUGGACUCUUUUUUCUUUUUUUUUACCUUCUGUUUUUGUAUUUAUUGUAAAGUGAAAGCGACUGAAAGGUUCUGAUGGUUCUAGUGAAGCGGCUUCACGGAGCAACAAGGGAAUCUUCUUCUUCUGCCGCUGUCUGCCGGCUCCCGUCCAAUCACAACGCCUCUCUGUUCGGCUCAGCGAAUCACGAAGGAGCUUCUUCUUCUUCUCUGUGAACCUGUUGUAAAUAUUCUCUCUCGCGUACAUUUAGAGAACAGGAAGUGCUUCAGGGCGGAGGGCUUUUAUUCUGAAGGGUUAGUGUUCCGCCUCGUUUCUGUGGAGCAAAAUUCAUAAAGCACCGGCUCCCUGACCCCAGAACCUUCAGAACCUCCUGGUUCUGGUCCCUAGAAGACUCUGGGCCCUGAUGUUAGUAAGAAGAUGAAGAUGCUGCUCGUCUUCAUCACGCUUCCCCCAAUAAUGACUAAGUUAUGAAUUAUGUUGACUCAAAUAACUGCUUUAUGACUUAUUACCUCAUAAUAAUGAGUUAAUACCUUAGUAAUGUGAUUAAUAACUCAUAUUAAUGUUAACAUUAAUAUGAGUUAUUAAUCACAUUACAACAGAAUGUUUCAUCUUUAUUCUAGAAAACAGAACAAGAAACUGGACUCACCAGAACCUGUACAUAGACCAGCCGACCCCUUAGCCCCGCCCCUUAGCCGACCCCUUAGCCCCGCCCCUCAGGCUGUCCUCACUUUAUUUAUGAACACACCCCUCAAACCUCUUUUGUAUAUUUGUGUCCGGCCUGUGAACCGGUUCAUUCUCUUGAUUUAGGAUCCAGACACGUUGUUGUUGUUGUUAUUAUUAUUGUUGUUCUUAAGGUUAUUUUGUGGCUGUACAGUACUUCUACUUAACAGAGUCGUCUACUGUCACGUGUCUCUUUUCAAUAAAGACAUCUUAAUAUACA
This is a messenger RNA of Pseudoliparis swirei, 4365 nucleotides long. RefSeq names its product ArfGAP with GTPase domain, ankyrin repeat and PH domain 1 (gene agap1). The transcript has 19 exons. Lineage: Eukaryota; Metazoa; Chordata; Actinopteri; Perciformes; Liparidae. The record is from RefSeq and is a predicted model, not a curated record. Gene Ontology annotation, molecular function: GTPase activator activity; GTP binding; protein binding. The coding region runs from base 339 to 2900 and encodes 853 amino acids. Gene Ontology annotation, cellular component: nucleus.